Messenger RNA from Ictidomys tridecemlineatus (thirteen-lined ground squirrel), 2799 nucleotides. RefSeq names its product inositol monophosphatase 1 (gene Impa1). Gene Ontology annotation, molecular function: inositol monophosphate 1-phosphatase activity. Gene Ontology annotation, biological process: inositol metabolic process; phosphatidylinositol phosphate biosynthetic process; signal transduction. The record is from RefSeq and is a predicted model, not a curated record. Lineage: Eukaryota; Metazoa; Chordata; Mammalia; Rodentia; Sciuridae.
GAGACCACGCCCCCAUGGGCAGGCCUUAUGAAGGCGGGACUUCCUGUCGUGGGCAGCCACUCCACAUCCGGAAGACUUGAGCCGCGUCCAAGGUAGCUGGCUGCUGAGAGAGAAGAUCGCCCUACCACCUUCCGAGAUAUAAUCAGAAGAUGGCUGAUCCGUGGCAGGAAUGCAUGGAUUAUGCAGUAACCCUAGCAAGACAAGCUGGAGAGGUGAUCUGUGAAGCUCUAAAAUGUGAAAUGAAUGUUAUGAUUAAAAGUUCUCCGGCUGAUUUGGUAACUGCUACAGACCAAAAAGUUGAAAAAAUGCUUAUCUCUUCCAUAAAGGAAAAGUAUCCAUCUCACAGUUUCAUUGGUGAGGAAUCUGUGGCAGCUGGGGAAAAAAGUAUCUUGACUGAUAACCCCACAUGGAUCAUUGACCCUAUUGAUGGAACAACUAACUUUGUACAUAGAUUUCCUUUUGUAGCUGUUUCGAUUGGCUUUGUUGUAAAUAAAAAGAUGGAAUUUGGAGUUGUGUACAGUUGUGUAGAAGAUAAGAUGUAUACUGGCAGGAAAGGAAAAGGUGCCUUUUGUAAUGGCCAAAAACUGCAGGUUUCAAAACAAGAAGAUAUUACCAAAUCACUCUUGGUGACUGAGUUGGGCUCUUCCAGAACACCAGAGACUGUACGAAUUAUUCUUUCUAACAUGGAAAAGCUUUUUUCCAUUCCCAUUCAUGGAAUCCGGAGCGUUGGAACGGCAGCUAUUAAUAUGUGCCUUGUGGCAACUGGAGGAGCAGAUGCAUAUUAUGAAAUGGGUAUUCACUGCUGGGAUAUGGCAGGAGCUGGCAUCAUUGUUAGUGAAGCUGGUGGAGUGCUAAUGGAUGUAACAGGUGGACCAUUUGAUUUGAUGUCACGAAGAAUAAUUGCUGCAAAUAGUAAAGCAUUAGCAGAAAGGAUAGCCAAAGAAAUUCAGAUAAUACCUUUACAAAGAGAUGAUGAAGAUUGAUUACAAUAGCCUUGUAUUCAGUCACAAUUGCUUUCUGCAGAUUUGCUGAUGCACUGAUGGAUAUCUGUUUCGGAUAUAGGAGGAUAUGAUUGAUUAAAUUGUCUUUGAUGUCCUGAUUUAAAAAUGGAAACUUUUUCCAUAGAAUAAGUAUGCAAAAAUAGAUGUAAUAUUUGUUUCAUUGUUUUGAACAAUUUUGCCUGUAAGAAUAUACUUUGGGAAAAAUAAACAGGAUUUUAGUUCAUGAACUAUCAAUUAAAAUUGUCGAUUAGUAGUUUGUUUCUAACUAUGAUCCUCUUGUUACUUAGACUGACCUCAAACUUGCAAUCCUCCUGCCUCACCUUUCUUAGUCACUGGGAUUACAGGUGUGUGCCAUCAUGCCUAAUUUGAAUUACUAUUUGUAUAUAUAAACACUCAAUUUAAAAGUUACCUUUUUGGAAAAAAUUCUGUUUGUUUCAAAAGCCAUACCUUAAGAAUAUAACAACUACUUAGAUUAGGUUUUGUUUCUUUCUUGGCAGAAAACCUUGUUUGUUUUAUCAUCACUGUACCUGUAGUACUUAGCAAAGUACCGGUCAAAUAUUAGCAUAUCCAAAAUAAACAUUGUAUAAAGUAUAUUUAACUUUUUUGGUUGGUACUGGGGAAUUAAUCCAGGGAUGUUUUACCUCUGAGCUUUAUACCCUGUCCUUUUUACUUUUUAUUUUGAGAUGGGGUCUCAUUAUGUUGGUGAGGGUCUUACUAAGAUGCUGAGGCUGGCCUCAAAUUUGUGAUCAUCCUGCCUUAGCCUCCCAAGUCACAGGAAUUUACAGUAGUGCUCCACCAUGGCCAGCAAGAAUGAAUGUUUUCAAGUAGCAUUUCCUUGUUAUAAUAAGAUACAUAAGUAAUGAGCUCAUGUUUAUUUUUGCUUCAAGUUGGAGUAAAAAUUAUUAUCCUGUUUUAUAUUUCGUAUUACUACAUCAUUUCAUUUUGCUAUACCGUCAGAUAGUGUUGCUUAUUGUGGGCAUUUCUGCAACUAAUGUAUUUUCCAAAGCACAUGUUAUAUCAUAUGCUUGGAUUCCCUGUAUGUAUUCUCUGUGAAAGAGACAAGAAACUUUAGAAAGCUCUCAUCAGGAUUCCAAGUAGAUAUAGUAUAACAUUUUACUAUAUUUAAUAUUCUUAUAAAGAUGUAGACACCGACUUGAUUGUGCCAACAAAUACACUGUUGAUACUUAAUUAUUUGAUUCCUUCCCAAACUAUAUUUAAUUUCAUUGCUUCUAAAUAUUUAAUAGCCUUUAGCCUAUCAAACUCAACAAGAAAAUUAUAUUGGUUCAUAAACAUAUUUAAAGGAUUAAUUUAUUGUUUAGUCUUUUCCCUUGGCAUUUAACAGAUUGUUAUGUUUUGUUACAGGUGCAUAUGAACCUUGUAAUUGAUAAAAUGAAAAGUGCUUGUAUACAAUUUUCAAGAUAGGGUCUAGUCUCAUUGUUGGGUACAUAUGAUACAUUAAAUCUAUAUGCUACUAACAUUUGGGUAUUAUAAUUACUGUAUUUGUACUGUUAGUUACAUGCACUUAAAACAUCUCAUACUAUGUAAUUCUGAGACAGGUUGUUUUUUCAAUUAAGUUUAUUUUAAUUAAAAUGACUUAUGAAUAAAACUUUAAAGAUGUAGCUGAUAUUAACAUUAUUAAAGUUUAUAGUUUAAACUAAUUUUAGGAGUUCUGUGGUAAAUUACAAUUAUUUGAAAUUUGCCAUUAUGAUUGAAUGUAUACUCUUAGUGACUAGACGUUUUUAGGUAUUGAAAAUGGAUUGUUUGCAAGUGGAUUAUCCAAUAAUAAUUCGAAGAUGUU